Molecule: messenger RNA, 4871 nt
Organism: Ruditapes philippinarum (Manila clam)
Lineage: Eukaryota; Metazoa; Mollusca; Bivalvia; Venerida; Veneridae
Product: chloride channel protein 2-like
Exons: 26
Coding region: 20-2845 (941 amino acids)
Biological process (GO): chloride transport; transmembrane transport
Cellular component (GO): membrane
Molecular function (GO): voltage-gated chloride channel activity
Source: RefSeq, a predicted model, not a curated record
CCCGGGGGGCAAGGGAAUCAUGGUUGACAAACACGAUUUGGGAUAUGAACAAACUUUGUUAUAUGGGCGUUACACAAAAGAUCUUGGUAGUUUUGCCAAGUUUCAGGCAAAGAGAAUAAAAACACCAGACAAGGCUGACUUUGGAAAAGCAGAGCCAAAACCUAGAAACAGACUAUGGGAACUAAUUGGUUUACUUGUUCGGUUAAGAGACUGGAUAUUGGUGAAGGUUGGCGAAGACUGGAUAUUUUUGGCAUUGUUAGGAAUUAUAAUGGCAUUUCUAAGUUUUGCAAUGGACUUUGUCAUCGAGAAAAUGCAAGAGGCAAAAAUCUGGUUGUAUGAGGAGUGUUCAUUUUCAUUAACAUUACAGUACUUUUGUUGGGUGCUUUACUCCUUACUUCUAAUUACAUUUGCCACUGGAUUUACUCACCUUGUAUCACCUCAAGCUAUUGGUUCAGGGAUUCCAGAAAUGAAAACUAUUCUUCGUGGUGUUGUUUUAAAAGAAUUUUUAACUUUUCGAACUUUAAUAUCUAAAGUUGUUGGGUUGUGCUCAUCACUAGGUAGUACCUUGCCAUUUGGGAAAGAAGGUCCAUUUGUACAUAUUGCCAGUAUUGUUGCCAAUUUACUAGGGAAAUUAUCAUCUUUUAAAGGCAUAUAUGAGAAUGAAUCUCGGCGGUCAGAAAUGUUGGCUGCGGCGUGUGCUGUAGGGGUUGCUGGGACAUUUGCUGCACCUAUUGGGGGGGUAUUGUUUAGUAUUGAAGUAACAGCAACAUAUUUUGCUGUGAGGAAUUACUGGCGUGGUUUUUUCGGUGCAGUAUGUGGAGCAGUUGUGUUCAGAUUGUUGGCCUUCUGGUUUAAAUAUGAAGAAACAUUGACAGCACUAUUUAAAACUAAUUUAAAAACAGAUUUUCCUUUUGAUCCAUUGGAAUUACUGGCAUUUUCAUUCAUCGGGGUUGCCUGUGGUCUUAUUGGUGCCUUGUUUAUUUUAACACAUCGAAGAAUUAUAUUAUUUACAAGAAAACAUAAAAAGAUGUCUGCAUUUUUACAAAAGAAUCGUUUUAUAUACCCUGGCCUUGUUGCACUUGUGAUAUCUUCAUCAACAUUUCCUCCUGGACUGGGACAGUACUUUGCUGGAGAGUUAACACAUAGAAGGGCUGUAGAUGAGUUAUUCAGCAAUAUAACAUGGACUAAAGGACAAGCUGAUGAUCUGGACGGGGAGGAAGUACUCAGUCACUGGAACCACCCAGACACAAAUAUAUAUGCCAGCCUUGUUAUAUUUAUUAUUAUGAAUUUUUGGAUGGCAGCUGUUUGUAACACUUUACCUAUUCCUGCUGGAGUGUUUGUGCCAGUGUUCACCAUAGGAGCAGCAUUUGGACGUUUAAUUGGAGAAAGUAUGGCUGCAUGGUUUCCUAACGGAGUGAAAUCUGGUGAUGUUAUACAUAAAAUAGUUCCUGGGGGCUAUGCUGUUGUAGGUGCUGCAUCAUUAUCAGGUAGUGUAACUAGGACCAUAUCAACAUCUGUGAUAGUGUUUGAACUGACUGGUCAGAUCUCUCACGUACUCCCUGCUGUGAUAGCUGUUUUAAUAUCAAAUGCUGUGGCCAACUUGUUCCAGCCAUCAUUUUAUGACAGUAUAAUAAGACUCAAAAGACUCCCCUAUCUACCUAGCAUUGUGUCUUCUAAAGUUGAUUCAUGGAAUGUAUAUGUAGAAGAUAUUAUGAUAAAAGAUGUUAGACUCAUAUCCUUCCUGUCAUCAUACAUGGAACUUAGGGAUUUACUUGAAAACACAAAAUUUAGAACAUAUCCACUGGUUGACUCAAAAGAUUCUAUGAUUUUACUUGGCUCUGUGAAGAGAUUUGAGCUUGAAAGAAUGUUAUGGGUACAUCUUAGUCAAGAUCAGAAGGUUGUAAUGCCAGAUGACGAUAUUGCCUCCACACCUGGGUCAAGCCGCGCCCCAACCCCACCUCCGAGGAUUGAAUUCAUUCCCGCUCAACCAAAAUCAAGGUUUAAAGUGUCAAAAGUUGAUGAGACACUGCGGGGAGGAAAAGGUGUCUCCCCGAAACCAUCUGUGUUCUCUAUUGCCAGAUCUUCUAGUGCCAGCUCGCUGGAAGAUUUAUCAAAACAGGAGCGUGAGAACAGAACAUAUCAUACAUUAAACCUUCCCCUGCGAUCUAUUCUCAAACAGAGUAGUAGUGGUAGAUCUUCUCCUGCAAUGCCAAAAUCUUCCAGUUACUCUGAUUUACAAGCUGGAAUAGAUCGUCACUUUAGAAAACUGUCACAUCAACAUGCUGAUAGUAUAGCUGAAGAUAUACCAUUUGUUUUAGAUAAAAAUAGUAUACAGGCAUUUACAAAGAAAGUAAAGUUGCCUCCAGAACCAGUUAAAGUUAAAGCUCUUCCUCUUGACCAGGAUGCCCGGGCUAAAAGUCAAGAAGCAUGGGAACAAAAUCAGUUAAUGAAGAUAAUAGACUGGGAAGGAUGUCAGAUAGAUCCAGCACCAUUCCAGCUUGUAGAGAGAACCUCAUUACAUAAGGUGCAUUCAUUAUUUUCACUUCUUGGGUUGAAUCAUGCUUAUGUCACCAAUACAGGACGUCUUGUGGGAGUGGUUGCUUUGAAAGAGCUGCGGCAUGCCAUACAAGGUCAUAUAGAUGAACAAGCAGAAAGGAAAAACAAAUACAAACCUCAGAAAAACUCUUCUAGUGUUGAUUAUUCGGAUUCUGAGGAUGAACUUGAUGACCCCCAGCAAUUAGAGGUCGAACACCCUAAGGAACCAGACGGCUAUAGACUGGUUAAUAGAUUCAGUGCAAAAAUUAAUGAUGAAAACGAAAAUAUGGAAGAGUCUUCUCAGGUGUGAAUAAAUAAGUCUCUCUGAUUGGCUAAAAUAUCAGACUGUUCAUAAAUGUGGUAAAAAAAAAAUCAGGUGUUCAAUUAUGAUUUUGAAUAUAUGCAAAAAAGCGAUGAAUUGUGUAAAAUGCAAAUUGUGCCAGUCUGUCCAUUUUAAUGAUAAUUAUUGUACUGGCAAGAAUAUUUUGUCUUUUGUUUUGUGUGCAAUAACACUGAUAUUGGUUUAAUAUAUACAACUCAUUAAUUCCUAUUGGUCUUUGACAAAUAUAAGGUCAGUAAGUUGAUAUAGAAGAGGCGCAAUAAACAUAUCUCCAUGUCAAAGAGUCAGGAGGUGAUUAUGAUAGAACAUUUAGAUAAAAAGGAAUAUUUCAUACUGACUAUUGUCAUUGUUAUGGAAGUGAAGAAUGUGAUGUGUAGAUAAGUACAAAUUGGGUUGAAAUACAGUCCAAUGCAAAUUUUGGACCAGUCUAUGAAUAAAAACAAUUUCAUUGGUCAAUUUUGAAUUUUUAGAUGUGAAGCAACCAAUCAAAUGACAAAGAGUUUUAGACUGGUACCUAUUAUAUUGAAUGUUAUUGUAAAGUUUUGAUUAAUAACUGUUCUGGACCCAGUGUUCUUUCCUAGAUGUGUUCUAGUCUAACAGUUUCCCAAAUCUAAAUGGCCAUAAUGUAUAAGUGUUUUAAAAGGACAUAGAUGUGUAGUGAAGUAUAUAAAUGUGCACAGAUGUUAAUAGGUAGAUUAUGAGUUAUAUUAUUAUUAUUAUUAUUAUUAUGUAAGUUUAAGAAAUAUUGAAUUAGAAUUAUGCAGAAAAUUUAAUCAUAUUUAAGUAAUAUUAUUAUAGUGAUAAUUAGAAACAUAAGAAAUAAGAAAUGUUUGUGUCAUUAAAAACUGAACGUUAUUUCAUAGUUCAAAACAUUUAAUAAAACAUAUCACAGAUUGUCAUAGCAACAGAUUCAUAUUAUCAUUUUCAAUGAAUCUCAGAGCUUGAAUUAUGUCACCUAUUUUUCACGUCCUCUAGAAACUUUCUAUGCCUUUAUUUCAAUAAGCGUCUGCAUGAUUUGGAGUUAGGUUAGUAGAUGCUUUAUAAAGCAUCAGAUGAUCUUAUUUUAAUCCCAAUCACCAAGAGGCUUAUUAAAUAAAGGCAUAUAAAAAAACUAGAACUUACUUAUUUUGCUUGUUUUGUAGAUUUAUUUAUAAUAAUCAUUUGUGCUGAUAAUGUGAUAACUUCUUAGUUAGGAGCUAUUGUCUAUUUGGUGAAGGCUUUAAAAGGAUGACAAAACAUUUUUUUUCAUGUACAUGUAUAUCCAUUGAUGACUGAAAGUCAUUUUCUUAUGUACAUUAUAGCCCUUAAUUUUUUUUUACAAGACACUAUGUAUUUAUAGAAUUUUUCACGAGCUAUUAAGUAUUUUUAUGGUGACACAUAUUUGUUACACAAAUUUGUUAUUAAAGUUAUUGUUUUUUUAAGGGGUAACCUCCAGAUAAGUAAAAUAAAUCAUAAAAAACAGAAACACAGGAAUAUGGCAUAUGUAAUGAAAGAAAUGUUUUGAUAUUUACAAUUCAAGGUGAACGUUAAAUGUAUCAUAGUAAAACAUGUAUAAUUUGUAAUGACAAAAUUUAAUAUUUUUAUCCCCAAAAUUUUACCUUGUUCGAGAGUAAGACAACUUCAUUGGUAUUUUUUUGUGAUUUGUGAUAUUUUUGGGCAAAAGUGCCAUAGGCUAGGUUAAAAUUCUUAGCUUGUACACUUGACCAUUAUUUUAUUCACUAGUACUAUUUAUAUGUUUUUGUAAUUGAAGAAUUUACACAAUGUGUCAAGUUGGCCAUCAAAAGCCAUUAUGGCCCCUCUUGUUUUAUUAAGACAUUAACACAAAUAUGGAGAAAUGCUAAUUUAAAAGAUGUCCCAUCUAUAUUAAUUGCUGGUUUGCUGACAUCAUUGGUUGCUUAGUUUCAGCUUUCUUGGUAUAUACAAUUAUAUUAUUAUACAAAUUAAACAAUUUCAUGUUAUUUUCUGAUUUAUAAUGCAAAAUGUGCUUAUUGUUUAA